Messenger RNA from Monomorium pharaonis (pharaoh ant), 419 nucleotides. RefSeq lists its product as uncharacterized. NCBI's taxonomy places the organism in Eukaryota, Metazoa, Arthropoda, Insecta, Hymenoptera, Formicidae. Bases 26 to 328 code for a protein of 100 amino acids. The record is from RefSeq and is a predicted model, not a curated record. The transcript has 3 exons.
AACAUCACAGUUUAAAAAAAUAAUAAUGAAAAUUGGAGGAAAUACACCACGCUUGACAAUUCAUCGAACUCUAGAAAGAGUGUUUACUAAUAAAUGUGCCUUGGACUGCUCGUGGAAGGGAGUGAGAGCAAAUUUCAGAGUAUGUGAUCUACACUUCAUGAAAAUGAUAAAAAAUUCUGUUUGCUCCACUUAUUCUACUUUAACUGAAGCAGAAUUUGAGGCAACAGCAGCUGAAUGGUUUCGUUUCGCUAAACAGCGAGCUGCUCGGGAAGAGAAGAGGUCUAAUUUACAACAGCUUCCAGCACCAGUAGAUCAAGAAAAUAAUUAAGAAAAAGAAACAAUGAUUAUAUUAUAUAUCUUAUAUAGUUUAUAAUUUUUUAUAAUAUUCUAAAAUAUAAUAUUUAGUUUAUGAAAGUUUA